CUCAGUCCGGCACUUUUGGGCAACUGAAGUUGUAGCACCCGUGUAACGGAUCCCAUAAAUCCGCGGGAGCCUCUCCGGGUCCACCACAGUAGCGGCGACCUGAAAAGUCAGUCUGACCUCGGGCAGCAGCAGAAAUGAACAUCGCAGCUGCAUAUCCCCCUCUCAAUGUCCCCGCGGCCCCUAUGUUCAACAGCGUGCCCGGCUAUGAGGGUAUUGUGGCAGGAGGAGGUGGUUAUCUUCCCCCGCCCAUGCCUGUGGAACCUCUAGUGCCUCCACAACCCGGCCCUGUACCCGACAACUGGAGCAUCCCGUCUCUGUCGGAGGAGGCUGCCCGUGAGGCGUUCAAGAACUAUGCGUCGUCUCAAUGCUGCUACAGUGAAUCUCCGGCCGAGGAGGGCAUCAUCACCAACAUGGAGUCGUACAACACCUACAGGUAUCGGCUGGAGACAUUCGCUGAGUCCAGGUCAACUGAGUGGGCCAAAAAACCCUAUGAAGGUGAGCCAGCUGACUUUUACACCCAGCCCGCCCCCCGGCCUUGGGAAGUCCAGGCCACGCCCCCCAAGCUCUUCACCGAUUACAAGCAGGAGAUUCGGGUGCCCUUCACCUCCUCCAUCCAGGACUGCGAAACCUGCCAAGGCAAAGGGCAGAUGCCAUGCAGUGACUGCCAUGGAAAUGGAUACAAAACUUGCCGGGUGUGUCAUGGCUCUGGAAUGAGCGACGAUCAGAGCUGCACUUGCUGUGACGGCACCGGCAAAGACAAGUGUAGCGAUUGUAAUGCUCGGGGAACGGAGAAGUGCAAAACCUGUGAAGGAAAACGACAACUGCUGAAAUUCAUCCUGCUUAAAGUGGAGUGGACUAACCAUGCGGAGGAUCACGUGGUGGAGCAGAAUUCUGGUCUGAAUGUCACUGAUCUUCACUCAGUGAGCGGGAAGGAGCUGUUCAAGAACAACCAUUACUCCCUCUACCCACUGCUCGGGUUCCCAAAUCAGGCCAUCGCUGAGGCCUCCGACCGUCUGAUCAAAGAGCACCAAAGCAAGUACUCCCAGAACUCCAGGAUCCUGCAGCAGAGGCAGAUGGUCGAGUUGAUCCCCAUCACUAAGGUGAACUACAAGUGGAAAGGUGAAUCUUACCUCUACUACGUCUACGGCAACGAGCACCAAGUCAGCGCCGAAGACUACCCGGAAACCUGCUGCUGUGUCAUCCAGUAGACACACACACACACACACACACACACACACACACACACACACACACACACACAGCCAACCUCGACCGUCUCAAACUGUUAAUUCUCAUAUCGUCUCUCUUUUUCAUAUUAGCCUUUCACAUUCAUACGGACCAAUAUGAAGAAUCACUGUGACUAAUCAACAUGAUGUUUCCGUUCAUUCAGCGUCGCUGAUUGGAGCUCAGGUCUAAUAUGUUGAUCCCCAGAUUUUUCUGUCGGGUCCCACUUUUGCAGAUGCAGAUACAUACAUGCAUUUUAACACACGCGGAUUGUUUACUGUGACCCCCUCCAAUGAAUGAAUUAAGAAUAUUGUAAUAAUGCAAAGCUGAAAUGAAAGUAUGUAACCUUUUCCUUAGAAAAGGGAGAGCGACAAGCGACUGUCUCACUGCCAGCAUCGGAAGUAAAACCCAUAGCAGCCUUUUUCUGGCGUUUGUCCACGUUUCGAUUGGAAUUAUUUGUCUUAAUCAGUAGUUCACAUUCACAAUUAACAUAAAAAAAAUGUUACUGUUACUUCCCGCAGUGUUUUAUAAAGAUGCCUCGCCUGAAAUGUAGACCGCCCACACUAACAUCAGUGCUCCUCACUAACAAAAUGAUCCUGUGUCUCUAUGAUCCUUUUUUUUCCUGAACUUUUCUGCUCAGCUCUGACUCUCAGCUUCUGCGUCCUGUUGGGACAUGAGUACAUUUUGUCUCGAUAAAAUAUUUAGUCUUUGUCAGCAAGAACUGACCUGUUGAUAUCCAAGAUUAAGAUGAUACAUAUAAUGCAAUGGAAAAAAUUAUGUUGUGGUUAAAAGGGCCUCCUCAGAAACCAUUAUUGCCUCAUUAGCCGCUCAUUGUUGACCAUCAUGUGUCUGUUACCAUAAUAACUUACUAAAAGCAUUUUUCUGUACCAGUUUACAUAAUACACAUGUUAGUACGUGUCAUUUAAUGUCUUCCGUACUAGAUGAAAACCUAGUUUAUGUCUAAAACUUUGCAUUUUCAACAUCAAGUAGGGCUUUUAAGGAGAAGAUCUAAUAGAUGAAAUGUGAGAAAUGACAAGUAAAAAGUAAAAACAUGAGAAGCAGCAAAGAAAUGAAACAUAUUAGGUUUUAAUCUGACAGAGAUUAACAUUCUUUUUGUAAUUAUGUGAUGGAGAAGUCGAAAUCAUCAGAGACACAUGUUAAAAAAUAACAACAGAAUCUGGUUCACCUGGUUUCUACUUGUGUCUUUCUUCUGUGUUUUAAUGUUUCACGAGGGUGGAAACCACUUGAAUGUUUAAACUGUGGAGAUCAAAGGUUUCAUCACAAACACAUCGGGAUUUUCUGACUCCCGAAAAAACCCCAGAUAUCUUUUGUGUUUUUCUAAAGGCCCGAUCAGGCCAGAAAGUGUCGAAGCAGAAUUAAUUUGCACGUCCGUGUAAAUAUUUGAUCCUCGGGGUGCGGUGACGUAAGGACUGCCCACAGGGCUAGCGCAGUUUGUGCCCCUCAUGUAUUAGCGUACAAUCAGGUCGCUGAGGUAACCAUUCGUUUCUCUGAGAGAUAAUUAACCGGGGACGUUUGGAAAAACACACAGAUUUACUUUGCCCCUGCCGGUGGUCUCAGCGAUUCCAUUGAAAUUGAUUCAUUUUCCCCAAAACUUUGCUGUUUUUAAAAGUGGCCGUGACUGGGCCUUUGGUCUCUUUAUUCAUGUUUACAUGUUUACAGUUAAAUAAAUGUCUUUCACCUGCACAGGCUCGUUGGAAUUAUUACCAUUAUAUCUUUAAUUUUCAGUAUUGAAAUAUAUCUAUAUGCUAAAUGUACCUGAUGUUUAUCACAUUCAGCUGUUUAAUGUUGACAAAUAAAAAUACCCAAAGUGUUGAAA
Molecule: messenger RNA, 3061 nt
Organism: Xiphias gladius (swordfish)
Lineage: Eukaryota; Metazoa; Chordata; Actinopteri; Istiophoriformes; Xiphiidae
Product: protein SSUH2 homolog
Exons: 12
Coding region: 135-1208 (357 amino acids)
Molecular function (GO): heat shock protein binding
Source: RefSeq, a predicted model, not a curated record